UACCUCAUCCAGUUUCCUCAUCGCCCCCUCCACAUCUCUACUUAGUUUUGAUCAUCCCCUCAAAGAUACCAAAAAAUGGCUUCUGCUUCUGCUUCUUCCUCUCUUUCUACCAUGUCUCUCCUCCUCCUAUUAGCCAUUUGUAUCUCCUCUCUCUGCUCUCCAACUAGGGCUGAUGAGUUUGAUUAUCCUCCCUUAGUGAAUGGCCUCUCCUUCAGCUUCUACAAGUCCAAAUGCCCCAACUUGGACUCCAUUGUGAGGGACUUCCUCAAGAACUCGUUCAAGAACAACAUCGGCCUCGCCGCAGGCCUCCUCCGCCUCCACUUCCACGACUGCUUCGUUCAGGGGUGUGAUGGGUCUGUAUUGUUGGAUGGCUCGGCGAGCGGACCAGGCGAACAGCAGGCGCCGCCGAACCUAACACUCCGGCCGGCAGCUUUCAAGGCCAUCAACGACCUCCGAGCACUCAUCGACAAGGCGUGUGGACAGGUCGUCUCUUGCGCCGAUGUCGUUGCGCUUGCGGCUCGAGACUCCGUCUACUUGUCAGGCGGGCCCAAGUACAAGGUGCCGCUGGGCCGGCGCGACGGCCUGACGUUCGCGACGCGCAACGUGACGCUGGCCAGCCUCCCCGCGCCGACGUCGAACGUGACGAAGCUGCUGUCGGUGCUCUCGAACAUCAACCUCGACACCACCGACCUCGUCGCCCUCUCCGGCGGCCACACCAUCGGCCUCGCGCACUGCACCUCCUUCACCAACCGCCUCUACCCCACCCAAGACCCCGUCAUGGACAAAACCUUCGCCAAGAACCUCGAACUCACCUGCCCCGCGUCCAACACCACCAACACCACCGUCAACGACAUCCGCUCGCCGAACACGUUCGACAACAAGUACUACGUCGAUCUGCUCAACCGGCAGGGGCUGUUCACGUCCGACCAGGACAUGUACACCGACAAACGCACGAAGAGCAUCGUCACGAGUUUUGCGGUCAACCAGUCGCUGUUUUUCAAGCAGUUUGUGUAUUCGAUCGUGAAGAUGGGGCAGCUGAGCGUGCUGACGGGCGGGAAGGGAGAGAUAAGGGCGAAUUGCUCCGCGCGGAACGGCGAUAACAAGUUCUUGUGGUCGGUGGUGGGAGGGGAGGGGGGAGAGAGUGCUAGCGUUUUCUAAUUUCCAGGGCUUUAAUUUGGUGCAUGUUGGUUGCUUAACUGUUAGUGAAGCUGUUGUUGAGCUGUAGUUGUGUGGGGUUUGCUCUUUUGGGUUUUUAAACUUAUGGUGGCUUCGCAAGAAUAAAAGAUGGGCAACUAAGAAAGGUUUUAUGAUCUUUUGCAUAUACAACUCCUUAUGUUUUUUAAUAUAAUGUCCAUUGUGUCGA
Molecule: messenger RNA, 1363 nt
Organism: Ananas comosus (pineapple)
Lineage: Eukaryota; Viridiplantae; Streptophyta; Magnoliopsida; Poales; Bromeliaceae
Product: peroxidase 12-like
Exons: 3
Coding region: 76-1158 (360 amino acids)
Biological process (GO): response to oxidative stress; hydrogen peroxide catabolic process
Molecular function (GO): heme binding; peroxidase activity
Source: RefSeq, a predicted model, not a curated record